Molecule: messenger RNA, 1968 nt
Organism: Brassica rapa (field mustard)
Lineage: Eukaryota; Viridiplantae; Streptophyta; Magnoliopsida; Brassicales; Brassicaceae
Source: RefSeq, a predicted model, not a curated record
UGCAAAUACAUACAUCAACACUUAGUUAAUUCAAAUUCCAUACACGAACUAACAAAAUACGGUUUUUACAUACAUUGACCAAUUUACCGUUAGUCAGACGUAACGGAAUAUGAACUGUCGCUUAGCUGUCUAUCAUACGUGGCUUUUACGUUUAAAAUAAUAAAUAGUAAAUAAAAAAACCUUUUUUUAAAUUGUCUAAAGGUGAAAUCGAACCCAGGUUAGCACAAUGACUCUUUGAUCACUCAACCACUGGGCCAAGUUUGAUACAUUGAUUUUGUCUCCUCUUAACUUCUAUUUAUACCUUGAUAAAUCAUUUUCUGUUUUUUUUUUUCCUUCCUGUGCAUGUUUUUAUUAUCAAAAAAAAAAAUCUCUCAAAUGUUAGUUCCUAAUUUAAAAAACAAGUGGUUUAGAAAUUAUUCAGUAAAACAUAAAAGAUGAUAUUGUUUGGCAAUAAAAAACAAGCCUUUGAAGUUCUUUUUCUGUCAACUAAAUAUAAUCACAAACCGGCGUGUAAUCAAGAUCGUUUCUUGUCUAUUACAUAAGUUUUUUGGUCUCAGUAUGCUCAUCAAACAAAUAUUAUCACAAACCAGCAAAUGGAGUUCUUUUUUUUGCUUUGAAGCAAGUAAUGAAUCAUGGAAUUGGAAUGACAGACAUUUAAGAGAUUCUGGAAACAUUUGGAUGAAAAGUCAAACUGGGAAAGAAAAAAAAAAAGAAAUAUGUGAAUGACAUAUCUGUAUAAAUAAGAAACAAUUGGGAUUAAAAACAAUGAUUCGGGUCUAGCACAAUGGUUUCUUCUUGUGAUGGAUAUUGCUCACACCCGGGUUCAACUCCCCCCUUAAACCAUAUUUUAUUUCUUUUUAUUAAUUUAUUAAUUAUUUAAAAACGUAAAAAUCCACGUAGGCGGUACAUAACAGACAGCUCAUAUUCUGUUACGUCUGACUAACGGUAAAUUGGUCAAUGUAUGUAAAAACCGUAUUUUGUUAGUUCGUGUAUAGAAUUUGAAUUAACUAAGUGUUGAUGUAUGUAUUUGCACAGCUGAUAUGUUCAUGUACUGAUCGGGACCGUUGGGCUCUGUUGACGUAGGAAUUGGCCGAUUUCCCGGCACUGUUGGCCAACUAAAAGCAUCCCCGAAUGUACUCAAUAAUGACACUCUCUAAUCCUUUUAUUGGGUUAGGAAUUACGAAAUUCUUCAACGUAUUAAUGAUUAUAACUUGCUUACAAAGCCAUAUAACACACACGAGACUGCAAAUAAAACCCCUACCAAAAUCCCCAGUUUUCCAUCAUUUCCACUCUUACAGAUCGUAUACACCCCAUAGGACAAGCGCAUACAUUUUCCAAGGUAGCAAGAAGCAAACCAAAGAAGGAGACAAAAGAGAGAGAGAGAGAGAGAUGAAAGAUCGGAUACAACGAUGUGUAGCAUUGCCAUUUACUCUGGGUUGCUCAACGCAAUCCAGCGUCGCCGUGGCUGAUACUCAUGAUCAACCCAAGAAACCAGACCAGCUCAUCAAGAGAAGAGAAGAAAGUGAUGAAAAUGGAUUGUUUCAAAAAGAAGACUCGAACAUAGACAACAACAACAACGGCAGUGCUAAUAUCUCAGACAAAAUUAUUCGAAGCUUCAAGAGUUUUUCUCACUACUUCAUUCGUUACGAAGAGGAGAGGGAAGAAAGAGAGACGGAGAUGGAGAUAGGGUUUCCAACGGACGUGAAGCACUUGAGCCACAUCGGAGUCGAUGGAAUCAUGACCACUUUUGACGUCUAUUCCACGACCAAUUCCUCAUCUUUCCCAUUCGCUGGUUUCCAUCUCGCUGCCGUCUGAUUUUAAUUUGUGUCUUUAACUAUAAAACAACUUUACAUAUACUAUUUUACAUUUCUGUUAAUAUGCAAUGGUUUCAUAUACGUAAGAGUAGAGACCCUUAUUGGGUUGCAAAGAAAACACCACAAUGUCUGUCCAAUAAUAACUUUCAAAAGA